Cydia amplana is the source of this 2242-nucleotide messenger RNA. RefSeq names its product sodium-dependent noradrenaline transporter-like. Gene Ontology annotation, molecular function: dopamine:sodium symporter activity. Gene Ontology annotation, biological process: dopamine uptake involved in synaptic transmission; sodium ion transmembrane transport. Bases 25 to 2235 code for a protein of 736 amino acids. The transcript is spliced from 20 exons. The record is from RefSeq and is a predicted model, not a curated record. Gene Ontology annotation, cellular component: neuronal cell body membrane; presynaptic membrane; neuron projection. NCBI's taxonomy places the organism in Eukaryota, Metazoa, Arthropoda, Insecta, Lepidoptera, Tortricidae.
CGAGUAGCAGGCGGCACGGCGGGCAUGCCAGUGCUGGGUAACAGCGUCGGAGACCUGCACCCGAGAGAUACCAGUAACAGGUCAUCCAGCAGUGGGUCUCGACGGGGCUCGUCGCCUCAACAGGCUCAGGAGCCGGAUGGCGACGGAGACCGGGACCCGGACCUCAUCAGCUCGCCUCCCCCGAGACAGUACGACCGCGACUUCCAUAAUGCUAAGAUUCCUACCAUGGCCACGGUCAGCGGCAGCGGGAUAAUCACGCACACCGCCCCGUCGUACGAGGAACAGCGAGCGAGCCCCGCUUUACUGAGCCGGGUCAGCGGCACGCCAGGGGGCAGGAGUGUUCGUGACGACGGCUACUGUUCGGCUGGAAGCACACCACGGGCUUUGGAUCACAAAUCGACAAAAGGAUCCGUGGUCACCCUAUCAUGUUACAAAAAAGAGCCUAAAGUUCAAAUAGAAGAAGAAACAUACUACAACGAUGCAUCGAAAAGAAUUAGAGCGAGUAGCAUUAAACCAGAACCGGACGACGGACGAGAAACUUGGGGGACGGGGGCGGAUUUUCUGCUCUCCAUUAUCGGGUUCGCCGUAGAUCUCGCCAACGUGUGGCGAUUCCCUUACCUCUGCUACAGGAACGGUGGUGGAGCCUUCUUAAUACCCUACACGUUGAUGCUGAUCUUCGGCGCCGUGCCCUUGUUUUACAUGGAGUUGAUUCUGGGCCAGUACAACCGGCAAGGACCGAUCACGCUAUGGAAAAUAUGUCCAUUGUUUAAAGGUGUAGGGUUUUGCGCGGUGAUGGUGGCGUUCUACGUGUCCUUCUACUACAAUGUGAUUAUCGGCUGGGCGUUCUACUUCUUAGUAUCCUCUGCGCGCUCCGAACUACCGUGGUUACACUGUGACAAUUCAUGGAACACGGAUCAAUGCUGGGACGCAUCGCGACAUAACACGACGAACAAGACAGAAGUUCUAUAUCAGGGACCGCUCUCACACUUCACCCCGGCUUCCGAGUUCUUUCACCGAGCCGUGCUCGAGAUGCAACAUUCCGAAGGCCUAAACGACCUGGGCUUUCCGAAAUGGCAGCUAGCUCUAUGCCUCGGUCUGGUCUACGUCACCCUGUACCUCUCACUCUUCAAGGGUGUUAAGAGCUCUGGUAAAGUAGUAUGGUUAACAGCAACCAUGCCUUACGUGGUGCUGUCCAUACUGCUGGUUAGAGGUCUACUGCUACCAGGGGCUACCCGAGGCAUCGCCUACUACCUGCAGCCGGAGCUCACGAGGCUCAAGGACACACAGGUGUGGGUGGACGCAGCAGUUCAGAUCUUUUACUCGGUGGGAGCUGGUUUUGGAGUCCACUUGUCCUACGCCAGUUAUAACACCUUUCACAACAACUGCUACAGAGACUGUCUGGUGACAACUUUAGUGAACUGUUUCACGUCUUUCUUCUCUGGGUUCGUCAUCUUCACGUAUCUCGGGUUUAUGUCCCACAAGCAGGGCGUGCCCAUAUCCUCCGUGGCUACCGAAGGGCCAGGGCUAGUGUUCCAAGUGUACCCGGAAGCCGUGGCAACGCUGCCAGGGGCAAGUCUGUGGGCCAUGCUGUUUUUCUUCAUGCUCAUCAUGCUUGGAUUAGAUUCAGGGAUGGGAGGCCUCGAAUGUGUGAUCACGGGUCUUUUAGACCUGACACGCCAGAGCGGCGCACAUUGGCUGCGCCGGGAGCACUUCACCCUGAUCGUGGUCUGCGUCUCGUUCUGUGUGGCUUGCAUCAAUAUUACUCCAGGUGGAAUCUACAUGUUCCAUCUUCUGGAUACGUACGCUGCCGGCAUAUCGCUACUUUGUUCUGCGCUAUUUGAGGCCGUGGCAGUCUCGUGGUUCUACGGGUUGAAGAGGUUCUCUGAUGAUGUGGAAGAAAUGCUUGGCUUCAGACCCGGACUAUACUGGAGGAUAUGUUGGAAAUUCGUCAGUCCAAUAUUUAUCAUAGGUGUUGUAGUGUUCGGACUCCUGUACCAGCAACCAUUGCAGUACCAGCAGUACAUGUACCCUCAGUGGGCAGAGGUGCUGGGAUGGGGCUUGGCCUGUUCCUCCAUCCUGAUGAUACCCAUCGUGGCCAUCUAUAAACUGCUUAGCACUCCAGGGACGCUUCGACAGCGAGUUGCCUGCUGUAUAUCUCCAGAAUCGGAACACGAAGCUAUCCGAGCCGGGGCUCCAGUCUCUCGUUUCUCUUGGCGGCACUGGCUCUAUGUAUAAAUUCUAA